Myotis myotis is the source of this 6676-nucleotide messenger RNA. RefSeq names its product PR/SET domain 16 (gene PRDM16). Lineage: Eukaryota; Metazoa; Chordata; Mammalia; Chiroptera; Vespertilionidae. The coding region runs from base 241 to 4056 and encodes 1271 amino acids. Gene Ontology annotation, cellular component: nucleus. Gene Ontology annotation, biological process: regulation of transcription by RNA polymerase II. Gene Ontology annotation, molecular function: DNA-binding transcription factor activity, RNA polymerase II-specific; protein binding; RNA polymerase II transcription regulatory region sequence-specific DNA binding. The transcript is spliced from 17 exons. The record is from RefSeq and is a predicted model, not a curated record.
CCCGGGAAGGCCGCGGAGAGCCCCCCAAUCCCGCGCGGCGGCGGCGGGCGGCGGCGGCGGCGCGACGAUGAGGAUGAUGAAUACAUGGCAAAGUUUUUUUGGCCCCGGCGAGGGGUGUCAGAUUGAGCGCUCUGUGCGCAUGUGCGAAGGUGUCCAAACUGACAAUGCUGGGGAGAUGAAGAUAGUGUGUGGCUGCUUCUGGACUCCAGGAGGAGGAGAGAGAUUCCGCGAGCCGACACCAUGCGAUCCAAGGCGAGGGCGCGGAAGCUAGCCAAGAGUGACGGUGACAUUGUAAAUAGUAUGUACGAGCCGGACCCGGACCUGCUGGCGGGAGAGAGUGCGGAGGAUGAGACUGAGGACAGCAUCAUGUCCCCCAUCCCCAUGGGGCCGGCGUCCCCCUUCCCCACCAGCGAGGACUUCACCCCCAAGGAGGGCUCGCCCUACGAGGCCCCCGUCUACAUCCCCGACGACAUCCCCAUCCCCCCCGACUUCGAACUGCGAGAGUCCUCCAUCCCGGGCGCCGGCCUGGGCAUCUGGGCCAAGAAGCGGCUGGAGGUCGGGGAGCGCGUGGGCCCCUGCCUGGCGGCGCCCCGGGCCGCGCUGAGGGAGGACUUCGGCUGGGAGCAAAUGCUGACCGAGGCGGAGGUGUCGCCGCAGGAGGGCUGCGUCCAAAAGGUCUCCGAAGACCUGGGCGGCGAGAAGUUCUGCGUGGACGCCGGGCAGGCGGGGGCGGGCAGCUGGCUCAAGUACAUCCGUGUGGCCUGCUCCUGCGAUGACCAGAACCUCACCAUGUGUCAGAUCAACGAACAGAUCUACUAUAAAGUCAUCAAGGACAUCGGGCCGGGGGAAGAGCUGCUGCUGCACGUGAAGGAGGGCGCCUACUCGCUGGGGACCGCGCCGCCCGGCCUGGAGGAGGAGCCCACAUUCCGCUGUGACGUGUGUGACGAGCUGUUCCAGUCCAAGCUGGACCUGCGGCGACACAAGAAGUACGCGUGCGGCUCGGUGGGCGCCGCCCUCUACGCGGGCCUGGGCGACGAGCUCAAGGCCAAGGGCCUGGGCGGCGGGGGCGGCGACGGACAGGCCCACGAAUGCAAGGACUGCGAGCGGAUGUUCCCCAACAAAUACAGCCUGGAGCAGCACAUGGUCGUCCACACGGAGGAGAGAGAGUACAAGUGCGACCAGUGUCCCAAGGCCUUCAACUGGAAGUCCAACCUCAUUCGCCACCAGAUGUCCCACGACAGCGGCAAGCGCUUCGAAUGUGAAAACUGUGUGAAGGUGUUCACGGACCCCAGCAACCUGCAGCGGCACAUCCGCUCGCAGCACGUGGGCGCGCGGGCGCACGCCUGCCCCGACUGCGGGAAGACCUUCGCCACGUCCUCCGGCCUCAAGCAGCACAAGCACAUCCACAGCACCGUGAAACCUUUCAUAUGUGAGGUCUGCCACAAGUCCUACACGCAGUUCUCCAACCUGUGCCGCCACAAGCGCAUGCACGCCGACUGCCGCACGCAGAUCAAGUGCAAGGACUGCGGCCAGAUGUUCAGCACUACCUCCUCCCUCAACAAGCACCGGCGCUUCUGCGAGGGCAAGAACCAUUACCCGCCCGGCGGCCUCUUCUCCCCGGGCCUGCCCCUCACCCCCAGCCCCCUGCUGGACAAGGCCAAGCCGCCCCCCAACCUCAACCACGCCGGCCUGGGCUUCAGCGAGUACUUCCCCUCCCGGCCGCACCCGGGGAGCCUGCCCUUCUCGGCGGCGCCGCCGGCCUUCCCCGCACUGACCCCCGGCUUCCCCGGCAUCUUCCCGCCGUCCCUGUACCCCCGGCCGCCUUUGCUACCUCCCACGCCGUUGCUCAAGAGCCCCCUGAACCACACCCAGGACGCCAAGCUGCCCAGCCCCCUGGGGAACCCGGCGCUGCCCCUGGUCGCCGUGGGCAGCAGUGGCCAGGGCGCCACGGGCGCCGCGGGGCCCGAGGAGAAGUUCGAGGGGCACCUGGAGGACACGUACCCCGAGAAGCUCAAGACACGGAGCAGCGACCUGUCGGACGGCAGCGACUUCGAGGACAUCAACACCACGACCGGCACGGACCUGGACACGACCACGGGCACCGGCUCGGACCUGGACAGCGACGCGGAGAGCGACCGCGACAAGGCCAAGGACAAGAGCCAGGCAGCCGAGGGCAAGCCCGGCUUCGGGGGCGGCGCGGCGCCGCCGGGGGCCCCCAACAGCGUGAGCGAGGUGCCCGUCUUCUACGCCCAGCACUCCUUCUUCCCGCCGCCUGACGAGCAGCUGCUGGCGGCGGGCGCCACGGGCGACUCCAUCAAGGCCAUCGCGUCCAUCGCGGAGAAGUACUUCGGGCCCGGCUUCAUGGGCGUCCCCGAGAAGCGGCUGGGCGCGCUGCCCUACCACUCCGUGUUCCCCUUCCAGUUCCUGCCCGACUUCCCCCCCUCCCUCUACCCCCUCGCCGACCGCACCCUCGCCCACAGCCUGCUGGUCAAGGCCGAGCCAAAGUCGCCCCGGGACGCCCUCAAGGGGGGCGGCCCCAGCACCGAGUCCCCCUUUGACCUCACCACCAAACCCAAAGAGGCGCUGCCCGUCCUGCCCGCGCCCAAGGCGGGCCCCGCGGCCGGCGAGGAGCAGCCGCUGGACCUGAGCAUCGGCAGCCGCGCCCGGGCCAGCCUGAACGGCGGGGGCCGGGAGCCGCGCAAGAACCACAUCUACGGGGAGCGCAAGCUGGCGGGCGAUGGGCUGCCCAAGGCCUGCCCGGCCCAGCUGCCCCAGCAGCCCUCCCUGCACUACGCCAAGCCCUCGCCCUUCUUCAUGGACCCCAUCUACAGCAGGGUGGAGAAGCGGAAGGUGCCGGACCCCGUGGGCGUCCUGAAGGAGAAGUUCCUGCGGCCUCCCCCUCUGCUCUUCCACCCCCAGAUGUCGGCCAUUGAGACCAUGACGGAGAAGCUGGAGAGCUUCGCAGCCAUGAAGGCGGACUCCAGCGCCCUGCAGCCCCUGCCCCACCACCCCUUCAACUUCCGCUCCCCGCCCCCCACGCUCUCCGACCCCAUCCUCAGGAAGGGCAAGGAGCGCUACACCUGCAGGUACUGCGGGAAGAUCUUCCCCCGAUCUGCGAACCUCACGCGACACCUGAGGACGCACACCGGGGAGCAGCCGUACAGGUGCAAGUACUGCGACCGGUCCUUCAGCAUCUCCUCCAACCUGCAGCGGCACGUCCGCAACAUCCACAACAAGGAGAAGCCCUUCAAGUGCCACCUGUGCAGCCGCUGCUUCGGGCAGCAGACCAACCUGGACCGGCACCUGAAGAAACACGAGCACGAGCACGCGCCAGUGAGCCAGCACUCCGGGGUCCUCACGAACCACCUGGGGACCAGCACCUCCUCCCCCACCUCUGAGUCGGACACCCACGCACUUUUAGACGAGAAGGAAGACUCCUAUUUCUCUGAAAUCAGAAACUUCAUCGCCAACAGCGAGAUGAGCCAGGUGUCGGCGCGAACAGACACACGGCCAGAGGUCCAGGAGCUGGACGGCACCGCGCCGUGCCCAGGCCUGGCCAGCGGGAAGCCGGAGGACGGCGAGGAGGAGGAGGAGGAGGAGCUGGAGGAGGAGGACGAUGACAGCCUUGCGGGGAAGUCCCAGGACGACAACGUGUCCCCCGCGCCCGAGCCCCAGGGCGCCUACGAGGAUGAGGAGGACGAGGAGCCCCCCGCCUCCCUGGCCGUGGGCUUCGACCACACCCGCAGGUGCGCUGGGCCGCCGGCGGGCGGUCUCUUAGCUUUGGAGCCGAUGCCGACUUUUGGGAAGGGGCUGGACCUGCGCAGAGCAGCUGAGGAAGCGUUUGAAGUUAAAGAUGUGCUUAAUUCCACCCUAGACUCUGAGGCUUUAAAACAGACCCUGUACAGGCAGGCUAAGAACCAGGCGUACGCAAUGAUGCUGUCCGUCUCCGAGGACCCUCCUCUCCGCGCCUCCGCCCAGAGCCCCCUGGAUGCAUGGCUGAGCAUCACAGGACCCACGCCCGAGGCUGGAGCCUUUAACCCCAUCAACCACCUCUGACCGGCCCGGCGGGCUGGGGCUCGCGAGGUGACCUCGGGCCCCACAUCGCGACAGAAAUCCCAGCGAGGCCUCAGGAGCCUGCGCGGCCCGCGGCCAGGGAGACCCUCGCCCCUGCAUCCGACGGCUCCUCGGUGUCUGCCCCUGGUCUCACCCGCUUUCCCAAUGGAAACCCAGAAGCCGAAGUCCCUGAGGUCGUCGGGCCCAUGUCUCUGAGAACCGGUCUCGAGGGCACCAUCAGGACAGCCCGGCGUACGGCCGUGGGCGCGGCGCACGGAACGGCCUGGCAGCACAGCCCGGCGGGCACCGGCGGCACUUCCUCCCGCACUGAAGCCGGGGCCGCUCGGGGCCGGAAGGAGAGGGCAGACCCGGGGUGCCCGGCGGAGGGGAGGCCCACACGAUUUUUAUAGUGAAAAUGACGAGAACAGCCCUUUUGGUAACCUUAUUGACGACAGAGUCUAUUUAAGCAUGUGGUUUUAAUAAUAGACAGUAUUUUUUAAAAAGAAAUUGAAAAAGGACUUGCAGAUUGUUUUGUAAAAGUAAUUUUGCAUCGCUUGGGAACCUGAGCUUAUUGGCAAAGCCACGCCCUCCUGGCCCGCACCGGCUGCGCUCGGCCUCUGUACUGUAGCGAACGGGGAGGUUUUCUGUCCUCGACCCUCUUUGUAAAGCCAACGUAGUUUGGUGGCGGCGGGCGGGCCGGGCACCGGGCCACGCCUGUGAGCCAGUUCAGACUGCAACAAGGAUUCUGAGACGUGUCCCAGGCCGCCCGAGGCUGGGACUGGGACAUGUGCCUGUCAUUGUGUGACAUGUGAUCCGUGCCCGUGGCCCGCAGGCAGCUCCUCCUCAGACCCCCCAAUUAUGUGGGAAGGUUGGAGAGGUGGGCCGGUCAGCUUGCGUUCCUCCCGGUCUGUCCUCGGCCACCGGGCCGGCCCCACCGCUGCUCUUCAGAAGGCAGGCCUGCUGGCCGCCUCCGGUCUGCAGGCCACCUCCUCCGCCCCGUCAGACGGGCGCGGGCAGAAGGCGGGGGCGCCCCUGGCCGCCGUGGGGGACACACCCGCUCCCUGCGCCGGCCACCAGGCCGCCCCGCGUGCUUCUGAGAGCGCAGAUUCAGGAUUCGCUGCCGCACCACUCUCCGCGUGGGUUCCGGCAGGCGGGACCGGCUCCAGAACCGAGGACGUCCAGCCAGAACCUGGGCCUGCAGCAGAGAGCCCAGCCGGCCGGGGCCGCGCCUCCCUCCCGGGGACCAGUCCACUUCCCCACUCAUGGGCUUUAAAUUAUUCCCAUAGGGGCCAAGUUCAAAUAAUAAUUUUUUUCCCUGAUGGAAUUGACCUUAAUCUGUAUAUAACUUGUAAUUUUUUUCUAAUUUGUUUCUUAUUUUAUUUCUUCCUUAACAGUAUUUUUUUGGCAUUAGACAUUCUUAUUGUGAAGAAAUAAUGUUAAUAUAAGUACCCAGUGAAGGACCAAACCGUGUAAUAGGUUGUGUGUUGUGUGACUGAGAGCCAGGGCGUGGGCAGCCUCCACGCCCCGAGUCCCGCGUCCCCGCGAACCCCGCCGCGCGGCUGUCCCUUUCCAGACAAUCAUGUGUUUUUGUUAAAUUUGAGUUGCAUUUGCAUUUACGACAAGUGUUCUAUUUAUUUCUUUUAACGUUUGGCAGAAAAAAGAGUAAUAGUGUCCCAACAUGAGAGAGAGAAGUCGCGAGUCGCCCUGAGAAACGCGGGCGCAGUGAGGGUGACGCACAUCGCACGGUGCCGUGUCCUCCGCUGGCCCGGGGGGCGGGAAGCGUGCACGCCGGUGCCCACACGCCGGUGCCCACACGCCCGCCACAGCGGCCCCGGGCGGAGAGUCAUCCAUGCGGGUGUCGGGGGCCCGGCUUCGCCCCCCAAGACCCUGGUGGGGAGACCCCUGAGAUGCCCCCAGCCCGCGGGUCCCUGGGAAAGGGUGCCCCUUCUCAAGCCCCGCGAGGCAGCAAGACCGAGCGCCGCCCUGGCGUCUGCUGAGAAGAGCUGGCCCGGGCCCGGCACAAGGAUUCGCAAACACAACCGCUUCCACCUCCCACCGGCCCGGCCCCGCUCAGCCAGGGCUGCCCCGUGCGGCUCGGAAUUGCCACCAUCCCUCACCUGGAUGGGGUCCCCAUGAAAAGUCCCCUCAGAAACACCCGUGUCUGUACCCCGAUUACAUGCUUCCUGCUGGAGAAGGCAGUGUGUGCCUACUUUGCGUGGUGGCUGUGGAAGAGGCGGUUUGGAUGGGCGGACACCUGAGUGGUGUCCCCAGCCGUCACAGCGCCACUGUCCACACCGAGGGCCACCCCUGCUGUCCACCCCGAGGGCCACCCUUACUGUCCACCCUGAGGGCCACCCCUGCUGUCCACCCCGAGGGCCACCCCUGCUGUCCUCCCCGAGGGUCACCCUUACUGUCCACCCCGAGGGCCACCCUUACUGUCCACCCUGAGGGCCACCCUUACUGUCCACCCCGAGGGUCACCCUUACUGUCCACCCCGAGGGCCACCCUUACUGUCCACCCUGAGGGCCACCCCUGCUGUCCACCCCGAGGGCCACCCUUACUGUCCACCCCGAGGGCCGCCCCUGCUGUCCACCCCGAGGGCCGCCCCUGCUGUCCACCCCGA